AUGCAAACGUACGGUCUCCACGUAAGUACUUCAGCCGCUGCGAUGUCGUACAUUCGACGAAGCGAGUACCAUGAAGCACUGCGUGCCACGGAAUUCAACUUCAGGGCCAUCCAAUCCCAGCAGCGGGGGUACGGCGAUCUGCGGAACCAUCCUUUCUAUCGCGCAACUCGCGAAGAUACCCCACUCCUCCGUUCUGGAACAUUAGUUAACUCUGAAAAUGAACGAUCGAGACGGAUUCAGCAACAUCGGAGUCAGCUGGUCGGUCAAGAAAGGACCAGCGGUGGCACGGUGAUCUGGGGUACUAGUAUAUGGGGUGGGUUACUGGCGAUUUUAUGCUGCAUGGUCGUUCCCAUAAACGAUUAUACACAAGAUUCGCGUGGGGAUUGGUAUUGA
Orbilia oligospora ATCC 24927 is the source of this 393-nucleotide messenger RNA. RefSeq lists its product as uncharacterized. The transcript has a single exon. The record is from RefSeq and is a predicted model, not a curated record. Bases 1 to 393 code for a protein of 130 amino acids. NCBI's taxonomy places the organism in Eukaryota, Fungi, Ascomycota, Orbiliomycetes, Orbiliales, Orbiliaceae.